Molecule: messenger RNA, 3063 nt
Organism: Homarus americanus (American lobster)
Lineage: Eukaryota; Metazoa; Arthropoda; Malacostraca; Decapoda; Nephropidae
Product: basic proline-rich protein-like
Exons: 6
Coding region: 1-3063 (1020 amino acids)
Source: RefSeq, a predicted model, not a curated record
AUGGCUCGAGGAUUAACCCGAUACUUCAGCGAUGCAAGGACGUCUAUGGUGGAAUGGCUGUGUACUGACCAUAUAGGUGUAACACCCUGUGAACGUGUCCUUAUGAACCUAGCGGUGAUAAUCCUUCUCACCAUGCCACCGUACUCGGGACAAGUUCCACCAAAUUUGAACACGGUCCAGUACAACCAGUCCCCAGUACAACCAGGGUCCACCACAACCAGGGUCCACCACAACCAGGGUCACGUACAACCAGGGUCCAGUACAACCAGGGUCCACCACAACCAGGGUCCACCACAACCAGGUCCAGCACAACCAGGGUCCAGUACAACCAGGAUCCACCACAACCAGGGUCCACCACGACCAGGGUCCAGCACAACCAGGGUCCACCACAACCAGGGUCCAGUACAACCAGGGUCCACCACAGCCAGGUCCAGUACAACCAGUUUCCAGUAUAACCAGGGUCCACCACAACCAGGUCCACCACAACCAGGGCCCACCACCAGGGCCCACCACAACCAGGUUCCAGUACAACCAGGGUCCACCACAACCAGGGUCCAGCACAACCAGGGUCCAGUACAACCAGGGUCCAGCACAACCAGGGUCCAGUACAACCAAGGUCGACCACAUCCAGGGUCCAGUACGACCGGGAUCCAGCACAACCAGGGUCCACCACAACCAGGUCCAGCACAACCAGGGUCCAGUACAACCAGUCCACCACACCAGGUCCACCAUAACCAGGGUCCACCACAACCAGGGUCCAGUACAACCAGGGUCCACCACAACCAGGGUCCACCACAACCAGGGUCCACCACAUCCAGGGUCCAGCACAACCAGGGUCCACACAACCAGGUUCCACCACACCCAGGGUCCACCACAACCAGGGUCCACCACAACCAGGGUCCAGUACAACCAGGGUCCAGUACAACCAGGGUCCACCACAACCAGGGUCCACCACAACCAGGGUCACGUACAACCAGGGUCCAGUACAGCCAGGGUCCACCACAACAGGGUCCACCACAACCAGGGUCCACCACAACCAGGGUCAAGUACAACCAGGUUCCACCACAACCAGGAUCCAGCACAACCAGGAUCCACCACAACCAGGGUCCAGUACAACCAGGAUCCCACAACCAGGGUCCAGUACAACCAGGGUCCACUACAGCCAGGGUCCAGCACAGCCAGGGUCCAGUACAGCCAGGUCCAGUACAACCAGUUUCCAGUAUAACGAGGGUCCACCACAACCAGGGUCCACCACAACCAGGGUCCACCACAACCAGAGCUCCACCACAACCAGGUUCCAGUACAACCAGGGUCCACCACAACCAGGGUCCCAGCACAACCAGGGUCCACUACAGCCAGGGUCCAGUACAACCAGUUUCCAGUAUAACCAGGGUCCACCACAACCAGGGUCCACCACAACCAGAGCCCACCACAACCAGGUUCCAGUACAACCAGGGUCCACCACAACCAGGGUCCACCACACCAGGGUCCACCACAACCAGGGUCCACCACAACCAGGGUCCACCACAACCAGAGCCCCACCACAACCAGGGGUUCCAGUACAACCAGGGUCCACACAACCAGGGCCCACCACAACCAGGGUGCAGCACAACCAGGGUCCAGUACAACCAGGGUCCAGUACAACCAGUCGACCACAACCAGGGUCCAGCACAACCGGGAUCCAGUACAACCAGGGUCCGACAACAGGGUCCGGUACAACCAGGUCCGGUACAACCAAUGUCGACCACAACCAGGGUCCAGUACAACCAGGGUCCAGUACAACAAGGGUCCGGUACAACCAGGGUCCGGUACAACCAGGGUCCGUACAACCAGGAUCCAUCAACCAGGGUCCAGUACAACCAGGGUCCAGUACAACCAGGGUCCACCACAUUCAGGGUCCACCACAUCCAGGGUCCAGGUUCAGUACAACCAGGGUCCACCACAACCAGGUCCACCACAUCCAGGGUCCAGUACAACCAGGGUCCAGUACAACCAGGGUCCAGUACAACCAGGGUCCACCACAACCAGGGUCCAGUACAACCAGGUUCCAGUAUAACCAGGGUCCACCAGGGUCCACCACAACCAGUGUCCACCACAACCAGGGCCCACUACAACCAGGGUCCAGCAACCAGUGUCCAGCACAACCAGGUCCAGUACAACCAGGGCCCACUCACAGCCAGGGUCCAGUACAACCAGGGUCCACUUCAGCCAGGGUCCAGUACAACCAGUUUCCAGUAUAACCAGGGUCCACCACAACCAGGGUCCACCACAAUCCAGGGCCCACCACAACCAGGUUCCAGUACAACCAGGGUCCACCACAACCAGGGCUCACUACAACCAGGGUCCAGCACAACCAGUCCAGUACACCAGGGUCCAGUACAACCAGGGUCCAGUACAACCAGUCCAGCACAACCAGGAUCCAGUACAACCAGGGUCCAGUACAACCAGGAUCACCACAACCAGGCCCACUACAGCCAGGGUCCAGUACAACCAGUUUCGCAUAACCAGGGCCACCACAACAGGGCCACCACAACCAGGGUCCACAACCAGGGCCACCACAACCAGGGUCCACCACAACCAGGGUCACAUAACCAGGGUCCACUCACAGAACCCCCCAAAAAAGGAACCCCCAGAACACAGAACCAUCAGAUUAUAGAACCCUCAGAGCAUGGAACCGUGGAACAUGGUACCCCAGAAUAUGGAUCCCAAGAACACAUGACCUUGAGACCACAGAACCCCAUUAAUAUAAAGUGGCAAACACUUUUACCGGCACAUCCCAGUAGGCAUUACAUCGACAGAGGGGCCCGGACCGAUAAAUCUGACCCAAAGAGUGUUAUUGUAGACACCAGUCAGUGGUUUGUUUAUAUAUGCAUUGCUUCUACCCAGCACGAGACACAGCUUAAUGGAUUCCUUGUUUAUAUUGAAGUAUCUAGUACGCCUUACAAGGACGACUCCUUCCCUCCAUCUAUAGCUGUUGCUGAUAUGGAGAGCGGUCGUACCACAUCUUAUGAUGAUGCACUGGGGAUCAUAUCAAAGCAUUUCGUCCAGCGUUUCAAAUUUUAG